CUUGAACGCGCCAUCAACAACACAGCAACGCAGCCUGUGUAGCUGCUUCGUGUGUCCACAACUCCUUGAAUCAGUCACGAUGGUCGGGCCCGUAACAAAAACGCCGGCGAAGCGCGCCCUCACUGAAGCCUCGAACAACCGCGUCAAUGCAUCGCCCCGCUCCGCGAAGAAGCUCAAACUCGAGAAUGGCGGCACAACAAGAGGGCCGCCGAUCAAGAAGGUCAAUGGGUCGUUCAACUCGAGCCAGCCGGGGCCAAGCCAGUUCGAGAGCACGCUGGAGCAGAUGACGCAGGAUAUCGAAGCCCUGAAGACGAAGAACACAGAGAGGGACCAGCAAUGGCAGCGACCAGCGUUGCCCACGGGCUUCAGCGAGAUGACUUCGAAAGUCGUCUUCCAGCAGAUUGAAGCCGAGGAGAGCGUGUUGAAUGGAGGAAAGCCUGCUGUCAAGCUGUUCGGCGUUACAGAGAACGGCCACUCAGUACUCCUACACGUCACUGGAUUCCUUCACUACUUCUACGUCGCCGCGCCACUCAACUUCAACAAGGAAGACUGCAAGCCAUAUCAGAUCUUCCUCGAGAGCGAAUGCCAGAAACAGUUCAACCAGCACUCAGCGGUCAUUGCCUCGGUGCAGAUGUGCAUGCGAGAGAAUAUUCUCCGCUUCCAGGGCAACCAGAAGAGCCCAUACCUCAAAAUCACGGUCAACGACCCGAAAAUGAUCAACCGCGUACGGACGAUGGUACAAAGGGGCAACGCCAACUACAAGAGGCUCUGGCCUGCUCGCGAGGACGGCAUUCUGACCUUCGACAACAUUGCAUAUGUUUUGAGGUUCAUGAUCGACACAAAGAUUGCGGGCAUGUCAUGGGUGGAAGCGCCUGCCGGCAAGUACAAGCUCUUGCAUCCGCGAGACCAGCAUUCCAACUGCCAGAUUGAGGCGCAAAUACACUACUCAGACCUCAUCGCUCAUCAAUCGGAAGGCGAGUGGGCAAAAUCGGCGCCUCUCCGCAUCCUCUCCUUCGACAUCGAAUGCGCUGGUCGCAAAGGUGUCUUUCCAGAGGCGAACGUCGACCCUGUCAUUCAGAUUGCCAACGUUGUCACCAGAAAUGGCGAGGAUAAGCCAUUCGUGAGGAACGUCUUCUGUCUGGACACCGUCAGCCCCAUUGUGGCAACACAGAUCUUCUCCUUCGCUGAUGAGGGUGACAUGCUGAUGAAGUGGCGCGAUUUUGUUGAGGAGGUUGACCCAGACGUCAUCAUCGGAUACAACAUUGCCAACUUCGAUUUCCCAUAUUUACUGGAUCGUGCCAAACAUCUCAAGCUCGCGAAGUUCCCCUACUGGACCCGACUCAAGACAGUGCAGUCGAAGGUGGAAUCUUCGAACUUCUCGAGCAAGCAGUUGGGCAGUCGUGACACGAAAACGACCAACACCAACGGUCGGAUUCAGCUUGAUCUACUACAACUCAUUCAACGAGACCACCAACUGCGAAGUUACACACUCAACUCUGUGUGUGCGCAUUUCCUGAAAGAGCAGAAAGAGGAUGUGCACCACAGCAUGAUCACAGAACUGUUCAAUGGCGAUUCGAACUCUCGGCGGCGACUGGCGGUGUAUUGCUUGAAGGACGCGUAUCUUCCACAACGACUUCUGGACAAGCUCAUGUGUUUGGUCAACUAUACCGAGAUGGCCAGGGUCACGGGUGUACCGUUCAACUAUCUCUUGGCUCGAGGACAGCAGGUCAGGUUCAUCAGCCAGUUGUUCCGAAAAGCUCUGGACCACCAGCUUAUCUGCCCCGACCUGCCAAACCAAGGCAGCAGCGAAGAUCAGUACGAAGGUGCGACCGUCAUCGAGCCAAAGCGAGGAUACUACAAGCAGCCCGUUGCUACUCUCGAUUUUGCCUCGCUGUACCCGAGUAUCAUGCAAGCCCACAACCUCUGCUACACGACCUGGCUCGACAAAUCAACAGUAGAGAAACUGAAGAUGAAGAAGGACGAGGACUACAUCGUGACACCAAAUGGCGACAUGUUCUGCACGGUCAAGACACGCAAAGGGUUACUAUCGCAGAUUCUCGAAGAAUUGCUGUCUGCCCGUAAAAAAGCGAAGAGAGAAUUGGCUGUCGAGCCGGAUGCUUUCAAGAGAGCUGUGCUCAACGGUCGUCAAUUGGCUUUGAAGGUCAGCGCCAACUCUGUCUACGGUCUCACGGGUGCCACCAACGGCAAGUUGCCCUGUCUGGCAAUCGCCAGUAGUACGACCAGUUUCGGUCGUCAAAUGAUCGAAAAGACGAAGGCGGAGGUUGAAGCCAAAUAUACGAUCGCGAACGGUUACAGCCACGAUGCAGAGGUCAUUUACGGUGACACUGAUUCUGUCAUGGUCAAGUUCGGCACGUCCGAGUUGGCGGAGUCCAUGAAGCUGGGGCAGGAGGCAGCUGAUUAUGUGUCUUCGAAGUUCGUCAAACCGAUCAAGCUCGAGUUCGAGAAGGUAUACUUCCCCUACCUUUUGAUCAACAAGAAGCGUUAUGCUGGUCUGUACUGGACGAAUCCAGACAAGUGGGACAAGAUGGACACCAAAGGCAUUGAGACUGUCCGUCGUGACAACUGCCGUCUUGUGCAGACGGUCAUCGAAACGUCACUGCGUAUGCUGUUGAUCGACCAAGAUCCCGAGGGCGCCCAAGAAUUCGUCAAAGACACCAUCUCGGACCUCUUGCAGAACAAAGUCGACAUGUCCAACCUCGUGAUCACGAAAGCCCUCACCAAACAAGAAGACAAGGAAGGCAAGGGCGGUUACGCGAACAAGCAAGCCCACGUCGAGCUGGCCGAACGGAUGAAGAAGCGCGAUGCUGGUUCCGCACCCGCACUCGGUGACCGUGUUGCAUAUGUCAUGGUCAAGGCCGCCAGCGGUUCAAAGAACUACGAGAAGUCUGAAGAUCCCAUCUGGGUGCUGGAGAACAACCUGCCCAUCGACACGCGAUACUACCUCGACAAUCAGCUCGCGAAACCGCUGGGCAGAAUCUUCGAGCCCAUUCUCGGUGAGAAGAGGGCCAAUUCGCUCCUGACGGGUGAACACACCAGAGCCAUCUCCGUUGCAGUACCGACUGUGGGCGGACUGAUGAAAUUUGCGAAGAAGACCCAGACGUGCAUGGGAUGCAAGAAGCCUCUCACAGCCGCGCACGAGAAGGAGGGCGCAGUGUGCGAGAACUGCCGUCCGCGCAUUGGCGAGCUGUACCAGAAACAACUCAGCAAGGUCAGCGAGCUGGAAGUCCGCUUCUCGCGACUCUGGACGCAGUGCCAGCGGUGUCAAGGUAGCAUUCACUGCGAAGUCAUUUGCGCGAGUAGAGAUUGCCCCAUCUUUUACAUGCGCAUGAAGGCUAGGAAGGAUGUCGAGGACGCAGGCAAGGAGAUGGUGCGUUUCGACAAGGACGCUGCGCUCUGGUAGUGCUGGUGGGAUGAGGAGUAGACGGCGUUAUGUUGCAUGGAUACCACAAUUGUGCUCGAUUAGGAUACAGUCGUUGUAAUGUACAGAAUUAUGCAGUAUACUUUCACAAGAUAUUGAAUCGGGUCGUACGCAUAUUGCCGUUCCGAUGAAUCAAAGUGCAAAAACGGCAGCAGCAGCAAGUAGAGCUUGGAGUAUGGUCGCUCC
Messenger RNA from Boeremia exigua, 3625 nucleotides. RefSeq names its product catalytic subunit DNA polymerase-like protein delta. Gene Ontology annotation, molecular function: nucleotide binding; DNA binding; 3'-5'-DNA exonuclease activity. Gene Ontology annotation, biological process: nucleotide-excision repair, DNA gap filling; base-excision repair, gap-filling; DNA replication proofreading. The coding region runs from base 80 to 3421 and encodes 1113 amino acids. The record is from RefSeq and is a predicted model, not a curated record. Gene Ontology annotation, cellular component: delta DNA polymerase complex. NCBI's taxonomy places the organism in Eukaryota, Fungi, Ascomycota, Dothideomycetes, Pleosporales, Didymellaceae. The transcript has 3 exons.